Messenger RNA from Amoebophrya sp. A25, 10393 nucleotides. The record is from the annotation of a GenBank genome assembly. NCBI's taxonomy places the organism in Eukaryota, Dinophyceae, Syndiniales, Amoebophryaceae.
UUGGAGUCAACGCAGAUUUUUUGCGAGUAAAGGAUGAAUGAGUGUUGUUGUAGUUGUAGUUGUCCAGAUUCAUUUCAGUGUUGGUUAUGAUCUUCUUCGUUUAAUGUGCAAAGACCAAAAUGAAAAAUAUGGAAACGACGGCUGUCGUGUAGUGCGUUCCUGCUUCUGCUCUGUUUUUUUACAACCAUGACAUCGUCACUAUCAUCAGGAACAGUGCAAACGCAUGUCGCACUUCGGCUUCCCGCAACAAGUCGUCACAACAAGAAGCUGAAAAGAUGAACUACAGGCACGUCGUGUGAGUGUUGGCGCAUUAGGAUUAGCGACGUCAUCUCAUCUGCGCAUGAUGGACACGCUUCCCCACGAAUUGGAGCGAAGCACUUCGCACAUUUUUGCUACACCGAUUGCCGUCACUCCCGACAUUAAGCUUUGGAUGUUGGUACAGUAUCUUAAUAUCAUAAAGGAUGUUGUAACUAAAGUCCCUAAUCUUGAUUCUUCACAGAUAAUUUACUUUUACAGUUACGACAUUCUCGAUAGAUAAUUUACUUUUACAGUUACGACAUUCUCGAUAGAUAAUUUACUUUUACAGACAGUUACGACAUUUCUUUAGGAGAUCGCGAUCAUCGUUCGUAGGUGUAGUCGCGAUCAUCGUUCGUAGGUGUAGGUCAAAGACAAAGUCAAACGGACGAGACCUUCUACCUUCCCUAAUGAAAAUGGGUCUGGUGCGGAGAGCGGCUCAGAAACUGGAGAAGUAGGAGUAGAGGAAAGAAAAACGUCUUUGUCGAACAAAAAUGCCUCUGACGUGGCUCCACAACUUGUUGAUGAUAGAGCAGAUAGGCCAGAUACUAUCGACAGGACGACUUCAGGGGCGUCUACGCGUGUUGUCACGUUUGGAUUAGACAUCAAGGAGACUACUGCUACGACUACGGGUCAGCCUCAGCAGCGUCAGGGAUCGAGUAGAGCAGGCUCAUCUCUUAAGGCUAGUACCCGUAAUCAAUUCAUCUCUGCUACAGGCAUCCCUCAAGAAGCGUAUCGACCCAAAAACGAGAGAAGGAGAUCACGAAUCUAAAGCGUAUGCUUGAGCAGGGAUUUGGUCCACAGAGAUCGCUGUGAGAAGGCAUCUAAUCCUCAAGGGCCAUCUUCAGGGGGCCUUCGAGGGUCAGGAGAUUCCCUCCGUCUCGAAGAUGACCAUCCCGACUCGGGCCUUCAAGGGUCAGGUGAUUCCCUCCGUCUCGAAGAUGACGAUCCCAAGUCGGUCCUCCUACGAAAACGUCUUCGACAUAUCAUUAAGGCUGCAGAUUUGAUGAGUAGUUCUUCUUUGGCCACGCUGUACGAGAUUGUGAUUCUUCAUCUUCCUGAAAAGUAUCUAUGUUUAAUGAGACAGUAUGAAUUUCCUCUGAUCUGUGUUACAGAUACAACUCUUCAAGAAAGACACACAAGGGUACAAAAGAGAGAAGAGAUGGACUUGAACUGCAAAGAGUAUGAUUAAGGCUGUACUACCUAGUACAUCUAAAGUAAGAGGUCUUCUAUCCUAAUUUCAAGCCCUUACUCCACGGCAGCAGUGUUGGCGCGGAUUUUUUACGUUGGUUCUGGCUGUUCCAGGGUGCCUUUGCUUGGUUCGAGGCAUUCUAUUGGAGUUGGGGUGCGACAGGCGGAAAGAAUCCCAGAGACCAUCUUCUCUACCAUUUGCCAGCGAUGAUGUUUCACCUUUUCUUAAGGCUAGGUAGAACUAGAAGGCUAGUAGAGCAGCUAGUUUUUCACUGUGUGUCCCGUAUACAUAGAGUGUCUGUGCCGGACAAUGCUGAGAGAGUGGACGAGCCCCCCUGGAUUAUUUAAAGGGCGUGCUGGACCGUGCUGAGAGAGUGGACGAGUCCCCCUGGAUUAUUUUUUGAAGGGGAAAAUUAUUAGAUAGUGGGGAAAAGAGGGGAACUCACACUCAGCACUCAACCAGGCAUAGAUAGUGUGUGAGAAACUGGCGUUAAUUCUCUGUUUCCUCUACAGCCUUUUCUUCGUACUUUGGCACGGUACAGGUUGCGGACAAGUGACGUGGGAUCUUUGCUGCUGUUGGUGCUUCGCCUGUAGACGAGGUGACAAGUCAAGUGUUGUCCACGCACCAGUUUCCACCGCCUCACCUCCAAGCUCCUCUGAAGAAACAGGGGAGAAUGCGAAUCACGAUCACCGAAGUCGAACUGGGUUUCAACAAGAACAUCUACAUCAACAAGAUAAUGAAAAUACGUCCACUACAACCUGUUGUUGCAUCCGACGUUGCGUGUGUAGUCUUGAAUGUUGGUGCUGGAGACCCGCUUUUUGGAUAGAACAGUUGUUGUCGAAAGUCGACCCAGACCACGCUUUGGAACAACACAAAUCGCAAAGACCAAAGAAUAGGGGUGCUGCAGACUUCGUGGAUUACUUUCUGCCGUUUUCGCUGGUUCUUAUUACGGCUUCACAUCGCAUAUCGUUGAGUAGAUGCCUGCAUCAUACAUGAAUGGAUAAUGCAAGGCUGAGGUUUCCAAGCAGAUGGUCUUGGUCCCACCUGAAGCUCUACUCAAAAUAGAACUGCAUCAUCAUGUACUAGUCUAUAAUGGAGGAUCUUCAUCCUGUUCUUGUUUACUUCACUCAGAAUGGAUCUUCUUCAUGUCUUGUCUGUAUAAAAUGAAUCUUGUUGUAACUCAACAUGCUUGUAUGCUCAACAUGCUCUAAUUUUCUGAACUUGUUCCAGUUCCGACCAUUUUCUGUCCUUCUGAUUUGGAUGGAUUUCUUGCUGCUCUAUUGGACCUUCCACAACGCCUACAGCGAAAACCAGUAUCGCAGGGAGCAUCCGAGGAUGCAGCUGCUUGGUGCUAAUCAUCGAUCACUCUUUCUGCAGCGAACGACUAGUGUGGACGUCACUCUCUGGCUAGCGAUGGCGCCAGUAUUUUUAAGGCUCCCACUAACUAUAAAGCUAUUAAAGCAUUAAUUAUGGCAUCUUCGUUCCGCAUCAUCGAGAUCGAUCCUUAGCAUUAUCAUAUUUUUUUUCAAGAUGAAAAAAAUCAAGCCCAAGCCCUGGGAUGUCCCACCCUGGUGGCAUUUACUUUAUUUUUUCAAGGGAAUUAAGUAUGAAUAUAAGACUAGUUGUAUCAGGCCGUCCAGGGAUCAUGCCCUCAGGCAUGGAUGCAACAGAAGCUGCUCUAACAUUCACCUCAACUGUCUAUGCGCUCAAAGCGGGAACGGGAAGCUUACACGGGAUACUGCAUUCGAGUCACGUUUUUGUCGUGCUUUGCUUUUCGGUGACGAUCUUGGUGUACUUGUUGGAGGCUUAUCUGAGCAGUCUGGCUGCGAAGUGGCACCUGAAGAUAGCACAAAGAUCAAGUAAUAGGCAGAUCGCGAGUCCAUCAUCAUCUCCUCCAUCAUCAUCUCCUUAAGGGUAGGCUACAGGUGUUCCUGUUGCCCUUUGCUUUGCCUUGCUCAAGGGGGAAAGGCAUAGCGAACGGGGUAAGCGAACACCAAAACCCUGCCGCUAAUCUAUGGCAGAGCAGCUACAGCCCACCACAGUGAUUGUAGAACAAGGAAGGACAACGACAAGGAGCACGUCUUCAAGCAGGAGGCACAAAAAUAGAGUUUCUGAAGAAGAUGAAGAUGUCGGAGACGGAGGAAUUGAAGGUAAGAACAGGAAGAUAGUGAUGGCUAGCUCGGGUUUUACCCUCUUGCUAAUGCAGUUCUUGUCUAAUUGCCGGUUUUUGCUCCUUUGGAAGGCUUUCUAGUCAAUAUCUAUGAGGACCUAUAGAAAUGAUGUGGUUCUUGUGAAUAAAAAGAUACUUAAUAUAGUCUACUUAAUACACCACAUCCACACAACUACGCCAGGAGCCUCUUCUAAGUUACAACAAGCCGGUAAAAGCAGUCCGAGUGCGUUGGCCUCUUCUAAGUUACAAGAAGCCGGUAAAAGCAGUCCGUUGAGUAAUGGAACCACUAGGGGGUCAUCCACUUGGCUUUCAAGGUGGAUAGCCGAAAAAGACGCUUUUCUACCUUGGACACAACUACAAGUGCUUCCAGGAAGAGAGGACUCUUCUGACCAGAUGACCGAGAACUGCUCAACAGGAGAAGCUUCGGCGACCACGGCUCCAUCACAGUCAACAUCACAAGAACGCUAUAGUUGUCCAAGGAGUGUGCUCCGCUGUUGUAGGAGGACUUGCUGCGGUGGUAGUAGAAGUAAUAGUGAGGGGGCGAAUGCGAAUAAAGAAAGCCAAGGCCAAGGAGAGGAAGUAAACAGCGCGAAUCCGAAUAAAGAAAGCCAAGAAGGAGAUGAAGUGAACGUCAUGGCCAUUGAUAUCUAUGGGUACCUGGUUUCGUUGCUGCUAGCGACCAUUGUGACGAGUUUGAUGGCUGUGAUUUUCCUGCUUGGGAAUGUAUUUUUUGUGACGCGCUUACCGACUGCGAAUUUGAGUUGGUUCGGCCUGAAAAUAGAAUUUUUGGUCGUCUUCUUCCUCGUAACGUUAUGAUGAAAGGGUAAGCGUUGGCACCAAGGUCUUGAGGGGUAAAGCUACUAAGAUGAGAUGCAACAAGGGUACCAAGAUGAGUGAGGUAGCGGAGGUGAAUAGGAAUGGGCACACUCUAAUAGCGUGUAUCUGCAGUAAUCGUUUGCUUGUAGUAGCUUUUGAGCUGUCGUGGCCUUCUACCGGGACAAGCAGUCUUCCCCCGAGUAGCACCAGCACGUCACCAGCACAGGAAAACGUCUCUUCUGUGCAGUUAAGGCUUUGGCUGCGCAAUCAUAAUAUUCCUGGUUGUAUCAAUCUCUUUGAUGAUAUCAGGCAGCUUUCUUGAGUUGUCACGUGGUUCGAAAAUGAAUGAAUGAAUGAUAUCAAAAAUAAUCUUCACGAAAAAACUAGCAAGGGCGAUAUCAAGAUCAUCGAGGAAAGCCACUCACGGUCUUAAGAUCCACAACCUACGCUUCUAAGCGGAUUAAAUACGGAGACUUGACGGAAGUUCUCUCUACAUUUUUAAACCAUAGAUAUACUGACUCUGAAAUAAAGUCCUAGGUAGGUCGCAUGAUUAAAACUUGCAUCUCUAAAUACCCAAAAGACUUUUUCCGCGACCAAUGCAGUGAGACUGGAGCAGCUCCGAUUCGAGCAGGCCCUCUAUGCUGUAGCAACCAAUUGGCAAAGGUGGAAGACAGUGGGCUUAGUUUUUGCGGCUUUCGUGGCCUACAUCAUUGUGGAAGAUGAGCUUGGACGAAGCGUCAACAACAUAUUCGAAGAAGAGGCAGGUGCGUCUCUAUGUUACGACAGGAUGAACAGGAGGGUCUGUGUUUCUAGUAUAACAGAUUUUCAUUUACAAACAGAACAGUUCUUAUACUCCUUCCAGAUUCAUCCGCAUCCAGUCAUCUAGUCCUUCAUUUCCAACUAAAUCGACUUGCCUAUCACAAGAAGAUGAAUCAGCCCUCCAACCUAGAUAAUUUCGUUAACAUAGUCUUCUGCGUUUUCACUUUGACUUUUCUUCUAAGACAAGUCAGAUGCCGCCAUACUCUUGAUGUUGUGGAUUGCAAUUGUUAGUUUUUUCACAGCAGAAAUCAGCGCGUGGAUCAGACAAUUGUUGGCUGCCAGGAAGUGCUUUGUUGAGACCCGGUCGGGUACUAGUACAACUACCAAGAACAGUACUUCUACAAGCAAGAUCCCCUUUGCUUUUGUGUUGCUCAAGCAUCAUCUGAUUGCGCUUUUUAUAGCGCAAUAUCUCAUCUGGACAGUAGGCUUCUUGUGGAAUUUGCCCAUGCUAUCGAUUCAAUCUGGUCUAGUCUUCGUGCCCGCCGUAUUGGUGAUCCCCCUAGUCCGAUUUCCGACGUUCUCUCUGCGGCUCAUACUUGCGGGAGUCUUGCUACUAACGGACGAAAGAGUGGUGAAGCAAAGGCUUGCAGCUCGUGGCAAGGAGUUAAGGAUGAGGAGAUGGAGAAGUUGCACUACAAAGACGCAAAACGAUUUUCAUUUCUCUAGAAGUACAAAAACGCAAGGGGAUUUUCAUUUCUCUAGCGGUUGAUCGAUUUAUUUUUAUUUCUCAAUUUGGCUCAAGGCUUUUAAAGCUGACUUGCUGGCCAACAGGCCCGAGGACAUCUAACCGGAACAUCUAGGACAACUCAAAAAAUCAUGAGUAUCUUAUUAGCGAUUUUCAUUUCUCUAGGUCAGCGGGAACACAGGCGUGCUUGCACAGAAGUCCAGAGGUGGCCCUGGGUCUGUUUUAGUUCCUCCGUUAUCCAGCAUAAGGAAACUUCUAAAAGACCCUGACGGUGAAGACACCGCGACCACUGCAACUCCAAAACUAUGGGCUACAGAUUUGUACUUCGUGACGACUCCUCCAUCAGAGGAGACCGGACCUUCAGACCGGACGCCAGGUGCAAACAAAGCUUUGAUCAUUAUGGCGCGUCCCUAGGAGUAUAAAUAUUGAUAAUCGUGAUUCUCACUUCCGGCUCUACCUCUUCUCACUUCCUCUACGUCUUCUCACUUCCUCUACCUCUUUUCACUUCCUCUACCUCUACCUAGAAGGCGGCAAAAAAGGUAAGCAAUCCCCCUUUUCCCACAACUGUACGUACCCCAUGACUGGGUAGAUUAUUAUUAUUAUUAUGAUCAACAUUUCUAAUCCUUGUCCCUCAAAGGAGGAGCAAGAAGAUCGGAGACUUGUGAUUUACCUGGAAGAAUGUAUCAUCUUGAGGCAGCAGGUCUUCUUCAUUCUGGCAAUCCUCUUCUGGAUCCCGGUUUGGCUAGGCUACGGAAAAGCAGAAAUUUGUCAUCUCUUAUGGAAUAUCAUCAAGUUCAAGAUCAAGGACUACAACUCGGGAACAGUGCUCUGACUUGAUGCAGCAUCUUAGGGUAUAAUGGAGGGUAUGACACACUGAAGAGAAGUCAACGAUAGAUUGAAUUGUGAAGACCACGACUAGGUCGAGUAGCUCUAAGUCUCGGAGUCAAUUGUGACUCCCUCGCACCCUAUGGAUUUGUUACUCGCGCAGAUAUAUCCCCCGACUCCAACGUGAUGGUCCGUGACGGCGUAGCAACACCUCUUCGAAUACCUGAGUUACGGCUAGUUGUAGAUCAUUAGACCUCCUCGUGAGAAGUUACCUCGUGUAGAAGUAAACUAUCGAUUCUAUGUGAACUAAUGGGGUUUGCCACUAGCUGAGCGCCUGACUAUAAGUUACUUAGGAGCUGGUUCUCUAGAACUUGUAUGUAAUACAGUUCCUUAGGUGAUCGAGUAGGGAUCGCAACACGGAACGCACACGUGAUCAUUGCCUCCUUGUGAUGUAGUAGAUGAAGUAAACUAUCGAUUCUAUGUGAACUACCCUACGUGGAGCUAAUCUUGAGGACGCAUAUCCUCCUGAAGAUUGUCAACUACCCUACGUGGAGCUAAUCUUCAGGAUGCAUAUCCUCCUGAGGAUUCCUUCAAGAAGGGAAACUGGACCAGGGGAAACGGACUCCACCACGGACACUACCUAAUAGAAUGGAGUACAGGUGGCACAGCUCAUCAGGACGCAUAUCCUCCUGAAGAUUCCUUCACAGGUUCUAACUGCUGACGUCUCACUGAGCGAUCCUCAUUUCGCCAGAUUACCAACCGCGAUGCAACGGAUUUUUACGACGCCAUUCAAUUUGACUUUUCUCACUUGGAAUAUCCAGAGAGGCCAUCCUGGAACAGACCACUGGACACGGCAAAAUUUUGCCGAGGUGUACGAAAAACUCUCCUUUAUGGUACUAGUUGUAGUUCAUCUGAUUGAGAAGGUUUAUGGUACUAGUUGUACUGAAGGCGCUUCAUGUUCAUCUGAUUGAGAGCAAGAACUACAAGCGAAUUAUUGAAGCAAGAGAAUGUGAAUGUUGAUGUCGUCCCCAAAAAAGUAAAAAAUGGACACGAUCAUCAUAUCUUCUCAUUGAGAUCUCAAUCAGUGGCAUCAUUCAUCUCCCUAUAUCGUGCAGUCGACAAGGAUCAGAACUCUGAUGCAAAGUACUUCUUUCCGGUUUUACCCGAUGUAGUAGGUCUGCAAGAAGCCGAAGCCCAACACCCAGGUCUGGGGGCUCGCGAUUUUGGCAUAUUCAUGGCUCAGGAGGUAGACCGUUCCCAUGGGUCACAGGUGAGCACCUUAUCUUAUGGUCAGCUUUUAUCUGAGCCAGACCGUUCCCAUGGGUCACGACAGGUGAGCACCUAAGGUCAGCUUUUAUUAGAGGUAGGUUUUUGAUGGUGUUCGUGGUGUUCGUCUAUCCCGCUUGUUAUGGCUGUCCCCCUUAGGAGAGCCAUAACAAACGGUAACGAAAGCACCUUUAGCAUACCUCCCUUAAUUUUAUCCAUCCUACUUCUCAGCAUCUUGGUACUUUUAUUUUGCCCUGUUGUAAUAUUCCCAUUAUUGAUACAACAAGGGUGGAAAGGGGGCCGACUCCAACGCGCUAACUCUAAUUAUCAUCGACGAAUAGCACUGGAGCAAGGUCGUUUCGGGAGCAUGAAGUCGGGAUGUGCUCCAGCAGAUUUUAAGGUGUAAAAAAUGUCUACCAACUCAAGAACUUGAUGUACGAUCUCCGCCACGCUGAGUAACUCUGCUACGACCUCUAGCACGCCAAGUAGCUACUACUCCACGACGUGCUCUACCAGUAUCACUACCACCCCUCUAAGAAUACGGAACCUGGUCUCGAUACGUGCAGUUGCCGAAGGAAGGCUCACAGGUCAAAUGUAAAUGGUUCUACGGAAACCGAGUACGCUCCAACUCUUUUUAUGGCUCCUGGGUUUCCUUUUACUGAAGAUGUCCAAAGUCUGUCAUUAAUAUUGUAAUACCUUACUUUAAGUUCGUGCCAUGCCAACCGGCCCCCGGCAGCCUUAUAAACUGUUCUGUAAUACUAGUAGUACACGUCUCGAUACUAGUAAUCCUACGUGGCUUUUUCAUCAUCUUUCUGGUGGACUAUGUCCUGAAUCUUGUUUCUAAGCCUUCGGUGGGCAACCUAUUAUAGUGGCUCCAGGUCUAGACGUAGACGAGAUGACCAUGCACGACUGGCCGUCGAAUUUUCCAUUUCCGACGUUUGGGUACGCAACGGUGCAAAUAUCCCUUGUGGGAAAGAUUAUUCAGGUAUUGUUUAUACAUACGCAAAUCUGAAUCCCUUACUCAGUCAAUUACUACAACAGGUCUACUACGUUCUGGCACUGCUCUCUCACUUACCCAGUCCUCGUGAUUACAAUGUAUUGUUCUGGUAUUCGGUAACCUGAUUUUGAUCAUAUUCAUAAGGGAAAACAAGAGGGGAAUUCUUGUGAUCGAAUUCAGCUGACCAAAUACCGGAGCCAUUCGCGCAAUCAGUUGCCCCUUCUUGUUGCACCAGGUCCUCCAGGGUUUACUACUACUACUACUACUACUCCUACUACUACAAUUUCAGUCACCACGACUUCUUGCAGGUCUACAAUUGCCACGGCAAUAUUUUUGAGCGAGAAAAGUAUUGGCCAACUUUGAGGGACGAGAUACGGGCAAAAAUGGCCACUAAUGAAAUCAAUGCAGCGGUGGUAAUGGGAGACCUUAAUUGGUACUCAUACGAGCUGGAACAAGUGUUCACCACAGAUUUUCCGGGAAUGGUGCACGUGCUGAACCCAACGAGAUACACGAUCCCAGAGGACAACUUAAUUAUGUCCUUGAAGAAAGGGAGUAGGUAAGUUUCUUGACACCAGGAGCUGUAAUAUUUUAGAAUCCGGCGGGACAAGAACUAGGCCAUCUCUCUAAUAUAUGCAGAUCCAUGCACUCCAUGCGAUCCAUGCUGCCAAACCUUAUAAAUUAUUCUGUUAUCUUAUUAUUAUCUAUUUAGGUGCAAAGAUUUUCUAAUAGCAGCAACCCUCAUCCUGGCGGAGAGGAAGGCUACAGAGACAUGUUCCCGAGUACGAGGAUAGUAAGCGGAGCAAGCGGGAGCUCGAAGCUGGAUAUCGAUCACAUUUAUGGCAGAGAAGAAUGCUUUCUUAUAUAUAAAUAUUUAGAGAUGAUUUAUUAGGUGAGAAGACGAGAAUGCUUUCUUAAAUAUUUAGAGAUGAUUUAGUUUUAGGUUAAGGUGUUAGAAGUAGAGAUACUAUAUCGUUACCUCAAGUAGAGCAUGCUGCUACUUCACGAUACGAAGACGCUGAACGCUUACAACGCGGCUUGUCAAUGCUAUAUGAAGAUUAAGAUGGUACACGACCUAUCUUGUCCUCCUCUAACCCUUCUUCUUAGUAGGGCAUUCAUCUCUAAUCCAUCUUCGUAGUAGGCCAUUCGCGAGUCGUGCACGCAGAAGCCUUGGAUGGGUUUUGGGACUUGGAUAUCAGCGAUCACAUACCCAUGAUUGCGACAAUUUAUGGCCUUUCGUGAUCUUGAGGAUGCAUAAUAUUCUUACAGGCUAUAAGAAAGCACUUUUGAUUUUCCGUUUCCCUUGCUGAAGAUGAUAAUGUUUGUCCUGAC